Molecule: messenger RNA, 1080 nt
Organism: Fonsecaea erecta
Lineage: Eukaryota; Fungi; Ascomycota; Eurotiomycetes; Chaetothyriales; Herpotrichiellaceae
Exons: 1
Coding region: 1-1080 (359 amino acids)
Source: RefSeq, a predicted model, not a curated record
AUGGUUUGGCAAGGUGUGCCCGAAGUGACCUGCCGGGGAACGGCCACUGAGAUCGGCCUCUGCCACGGCACGGUGGCGCGAGAUCGCAUUCACCUCAACAUCAAGAACUAUACUAUCUUGUACGAAGAAACGGCCAAGAUUCCCUGGAGUCAAGCGCGAGCUCGCGCCGAGACAUAUGUACCGACCCUGGAGCGUCUGGUGCCGGAGAUCCUGGAGGAGAUGAAGGGCAUCGCGGAGGGUGCUGGGGUGGAUGUGCUGGACAUCAUCGCGCUGAACAUCCGGAGUGAGAUCAGCCUGACCAACUUCAAGGGUGAAGCUUCGGACGGGUGUACGUCGCUGGGUCAGGCGCCGGACGCGGGAAAAGAGGCCAUCUUUAUCGCUCAGAACUGGGAUUGGACCGCCGAGGCCGCCGAAGCGGUCGUGCUGCUUGAUGUGCAGAGGGCCACCGACGGCUCCCCAAGGAUUCAGAUGCUGGGAGAAGCUGGGCUGGUGGCCAAGUAUGGAUUCAAUGACCGCGGCCUCGCCAUCUGCAUGAAUGCCAUUCGGUCCUCCGCCGUCGACCACUCGAAACUGCCGAUUCACGUCGCGCUGCGCAAGGCGCUGGAGGCGAGUUCCCUCCAAGAAGCUCGCGCCACGCUCGACAAGUUCGGCGUGGCCUCGUGCAUCAACUUCAUGAUCGCCGACAAGGCCGGGAAUCUCGCCACGAUCGAAUGCACGCCGAUGGGCAACUUCCCCAUCUGGCCGGACGCCGACGGCACGGUGUGCCACAGCAACCAUCUGAUUUCGCCCAGCAAGCCCGACAAGCUCACCGACGUUCCGGCGCCCAAUUCCUUUGCGCGGCUCGCGAGGAUGAAGGAGAUUUCAGUCGGCGUGAAGCCGUCGUACGAGACGAUUCGACAAAGAAUGUGCGACGAGACCAACUCUCCCUUGGCCAUCUGCAGAACGGCACAGCCUGGCACACACGGGCUGGAUUCGAUAUGUACCCUCUCGACCUUCAUCGUGGAUGUGAAGAAUAACAGGGCCGAGCUGUCACUAGGGAAGCCUAGCCUGAGCCCGCCUGUUAAGGUCAUGGCUUUUUAG